This is a messenger RNA of Oryzias melastigma (Indian medaka), 628 nucleotides long. RefSeq names its product C-type lectin domain family 18 member A-like. The record is from RefSeq and is a predicted model, not a curated record. The transcript has 3 exons. NCBI's taxonomy places the organism in Eukaryota, Metazoa, Chordata, Actinopteri, Beloniformes, Adrianichthyidae. Bases 189 to 551 code for a protein of 120 amino acids.
GAUGUUAUAGUUUUUUGACUUGAGGUUUAGAGAUGUGAUCCACUCUAACAAACAUACCAUUUCUACUAAUAUAUUUGAAGUUCAAAUUAAAUGUGAUAAAUUGUAAUGAAAUAAUUGAUCUUCAGGAUAAUCUAUCUGCUUGUUUUUUGAUAGAGAAGGUGUCUUUUCCCCUUCACAGCUGUGAUUUGAUGAUAGAUGGAGCGUGCUACACUGUCUCUUCAGAGGCGGACUCCUACUAUGGAGCCCAGAGUCACUGUCAGAGUCUUGGGGGAAUUCUGGCAGAAAUCCACAGUCAGAAGGUUCAGGACAUCUUGGCUUUUUAUCUCAGUGAGCUCCAGGCGAGCAAUGAAGUCACCCACGCUGACUCUGAAACUGGAAACUUCUGGAUAGGUUUAACAUACAAGUUUCCUAAAGACUCAUUUCGCUGGGACUCAGGAGAAUCGCUGCAGUUCAGCAGCUUUGCCUUCAGGCAGCCUGAUAGCCAGGGGUAUGAGGGAUAUUUGGAACUUAUGUGGAAUUCUGCAGAAUGCAUCAUGAAUGGGGUAGCUUAGCUAAAUGCAUUUGGAUGUAAAUGAGGAAUCAUUUUUCCAAAAAAAAAGUGUCAGUGAGAAUUUCAGAUGUUUUUCUG